Sesamum indicum (sesame) is the source of this 1920-nucleotide messenger RNA. RefSeq names its product Protein kinase superfamily protein (gene BIN2). Gene Ontology annotation, cellular component: cytoplasm; nucleus. Gene Ontology annotation, biological process: brassinosteroid mediated signaling pathway; peptidyl-threonine phosphorylation; cell differentiation. NCBI's taxonomy places the organism in Eukaryota, Viridiplantae, Streptophyta, Magnoliopsida, Lamiales, Pedaliaceae. Gene Ontology annotation, molecular function: ATP binding; protein serine/threonine kinase activity. The record is from RefSeq and is a predicted model, not a curated record.
AAGGAGCAGCUGUAAUCACAUGGGAUGCUGUUCGGCUUAUGGGUCCUGCAACCCCCCCUCCCUUUUUCUCUCCCUCGCCCCGUCUUUCUUUCGUCCUUUUUUUCUUUUCUUUUCUCCUACCGACAAUUAUGAGGUCUGAACCAUAAACAGGAAAUUUUGCAGACUGGGUAACUCGUUGAAAAUCCUUCUUUCUUUUCUUUCUGAUUCUUCGCAGGGAAUUUGUUGCCAUGGCCGACGAUAAGAUCUACUUUCUUUCGGAUCAGCACUCUUCGCUCUGGAUUUUGUUGACUUGGUGUAGUUUCUGGAGAUGCAUGCUCCUGUAAUGGAUAGGAAUGAUACAGUCACGGGGCAUAUAAUUUCAACAACUAUUGGAGGCAAGAAUGGAGAACCUAAGCAGACAGUUAGUUACAUGGCCGAGCGAGUUGUAGGGACUGGUUCAUUUGGAAUUGUGUUUCAGGCCAAAUGCAUUGAAACUGGAGAGACUGUGGCUAUAAAGAAGGUUUUGCAAGACCGAAGAUACAAAAACCGUGAACUGCAGUUAAUGAGGACAAUGGAUCAUCCUAAUGUUGUUUCCUUGAAACAUUGUUUCUUUUCAACAACAAGCCAAAACGAGCUUUUUCUCAAUUUAGUUAUGGAGUAUGUCCCGGAAACCAUGUUUCGUGUUCUGAAGCAUUUUAGUGACAUGAACCAGAAAAUGCCACUCAUCUACGUUAAACUUUACACCUAUCAAAUUUUCAGAGGGUUGGCCUACAUGCAUUCUGUUGCCGGGGUGUGCCACAGAGACUUGAAGCCUCAAAAUGUUUUGGUUGAUCCUCUAACUCAUCAGGUUAAGAUAUGCGAUUUUGGAAGUGCAAAAGUAUUAGUGAGAGGGGAAGCAAACAUAUCAUACAUCUGCUCGCGAUUUUAUCGGGCUCCUGAACUCAUUUUCGGUGCAACUGAAUACACUACUUCAAUUGAUAUCUGGUCUGCGGGUUGUGUCCUUGCUGAGCUUCUUCUGGGCCAACCUUUGUUUCCUGGGGAAAAUGCUGUGGGUCAGCUUGUGGAAAUCAUCAAGGUUCUUGGAACUCCAACGCGAGAGGAAAUUCGUUGUAUGAAUCCAAACUAUACUGAUUUUAGGUUUCCACAAAUAAAAGCUCAUCCUUGGCACAAGGUUUUUCAAAAACGGAUGCCACCUGAAGCAAUAGAUCUUACUUCUAGGUUGCUGCAAUACUCUCCAAAUCUCCGUUGCACUGCACUAGAAGCAUGUGCACAUCCUUUCUUUGAUGAACUUCGAGAACCUAAUGCUCGAUUGCCUAAUGGUCGCCCAUUGCCACAUCUAUUCAACUUCAAACAGGAGUUGGCUGGUGCCUCUCCAGAUCUCAUCAACAAGCUAAUACCAGACCAUGUGAAAAGGCAAAUGGGUCUACAGUUUUUUGCAUCCUACGAGGGCAUGACGUAAAAUAGACUAAUGGUGAGUAAUGCUAGUUGAUGGGUUAACAAACACGGCAGAUUCUAAAUCACCUCUAACUGAGGGUUAGCCGGACCAGCGGCUUCUCUUGAGGUACGAGGACAAGUACAGAAGGCGGCAGCCAGCAGGCGUCUCUGGAUUGUUUCUUCUAUACAUGCAGUUUUUACCUUUUCCUGCGCGAUUGCCGGUUCCUCUCUGAGCACAGCAUACCUGGAAAGGGAAUGAUCCUUUUUGUGUAUAUGUUUUGGUUACUGAUAAAAAAGCAUGCAGCAGUCAAGUUAUGAAGUGUGUAUGAAUAGAUAUCUCUGCCCCAAAGGAGCAUCCGGAUCCAAAAUGGUGGGUUCGGGUUUUUUUCUGUUUUGAUCUGCUUCUCUUCUGUUUCUACUUGUUACGGCUGCCCUCUCCCCUAUACAUGUUGUGAAAGGAAAUUAUUGCUUAUUAUGCCAAGUAAUCUAUUCUACCCCUUAAUUACA